Molecule: messenger RNA, 2368 nt
Organism: Xiphophorus maculatus (southern platyfish)
Lineage: Eukaryota; Metazoa; Chordata; Actinopteri; Cyprinodontiformes; Poeciliidae
Gene: smap1
Product: stromal membrane-associated protein 1
Exons: 11
Coding region: 169-1446 (425 amino acids)
Biological process (GO): regulation of clathrin-dependent endocytosis
Molecular function (GO): metal ion binding; GTPase activator activity
Source: RefSeq, a predicted model, not a curated record
AUACCUCAACAUCCAUCCAACCUGCCGCUGCUAGCAGGUUGAUAGCUAACCGGAGAGUUCAGGGCGGCGCGGCUUCAUCAUGAGGACGUCCCUCCCUCGUUAACCGGCACCGAGGACUCCCACGGCUCCCCACCCAGCUGGACUCAUCGCCCCACCGCGGAAAGCGAGAUGACGACCCGGUCGGAGAGAGAAAAAGCCCAGAAACUGAACGAGCAGCAUCAGGCCAUUCUUACCAAACUGCUGCGAGAAGAGGACAACAAGUACUGUGCAGACUGUGAGGCUAAAGGACCUCGAUGGGCGUCAUGGAACCUCGGGGUGUUCAUGUGCAUCCGCUGCGCCGGCAUCCACCGCAACCUGGGCGUCCACAUCUCCAGGGUCAAAUCCGUCAACCUGGACCAGUGGACACCUGAGCAGAUCCAGAGUAUGGUGGACAUGGGGAACACCAGAGCCCGCCAGCUGUAUGAAGCUCACCUACCAGAGAGCUUCAGGAGGCCACAGACAGACCAAGCCGUGGAAGUUUUCAUCCGGGACAAAUACGAGAGGAAGAAGUACUACGACCAGGAAGCCUUGGCCGCAGCCUCACAGAAAGCUGAAGCGGCUGCUCCUUCCACCUCGCCUUCCUCCCAGGCUGACAAGACCAGAUCAGAGAAGGAGCGUGACAAGAAGAAAGAGGAGAAGAAGAAAGAAAAGGAUGCUGACAAAGUGGAAAGACACAGCAACUCUAAGCAGUUGGAGUGCAGAUCCAGCCCCAAGAAAAGCACAGAACCGGCUGUGGACCUGUUAGGGCUCGAUGCUCCAGAGGGAGAAGGGAAAGGUUCUGAUCAAACGGGUCCCGGCGGGAAUGAGCUGGAUCUGUUCGGACCGAUGGUGUCCAACCCACUUCCCCCCAACACCACAAAGCAUGAUCAGUCAGGCUCCAGUGCAGCUCCUACACAGGUGGAACCCCCCACUUCCUCCACCUCCUCUUCCUCCACUGCCACAAAGGUGGAGGAGAAGAAGCUUUUAUCUAAGGACUCCAUCCUGUCUCUGUAUGGCAGCAGCUCAGUGGGCAGUCAGCCGCAGAGCCAGCCACAGCCUGCUGCCGGAGGACCAGCAGGAUCGUACCUGGGCCAGCCCCAGAUGCAGUUCAACCCACCAGGUUUCCCUCCAGCGAUGGGAGGAAGCCUCCCAACCACGGCCGUGAUGGGUGGCGGUCCAUCGAUGUCCGGCGUGACGCUGCCGAACGGCGGCUACCUGGGAGGGACGCCGGCCAGCCAAGGACAAAACCUCUACAACAUGCAGCAAGGACAGCAGCAGCCGCAGCAGGGACAGUGGAACAUGAGCCAGCAAAUGUCUAGCAUGGGUUUGGGUGGCGGAGGACCAGCCGCCGCCGUGCCUACCACCGGUUGGUCCGCUUCUCCAGCACCAGCUUCGGGUCAAACCCUCAGCACUCAACUGUGGAAGUAACCUGGACCGAGUCCAGAGGAUGCGGUGGGGGGCAGGGACGCAUCAGACUGACUUACUCUCCUGUAUGCACAACGUUGCUACAACUACUAAUAAUGAUUUAACAACUUUAAAAAAAUAUUAAGAAAGAUCGGCAGCUGUGUGUUCCCCGCCUUUCCAAAUGUUCCUCCUCUGAUCCGUCUCCUUUUGUUGUUGUCUGAAAAACGACAACAGAGUAACAAGCAGGAAGCUGCUAACGCUAACGUAAGCCUUUAUCAUUACAGAAACGUAGAGUUAGUGAAUCGUGGUUCAGUACCUACAGUAGAUAUGGAUAUCUUGUUGUUGGUCUAUGCUUCCUGCCUCAACCUUUCCUCGGUAAUGUACAUUGAACUCUCCUCUCUUCCCUGACUCCCUCUGUUGGGCCAACAGAAGCACACAGCAGAUACUUGUCUGAGCAGUACUGCAUUUCUAUGGAAAACGAUAAGAAACUCCUGCAUUUUCAAAGAAGAGGGGGAUAAGUCUGGCAUUUCUGUGAGGUUCUGCUGCAGGUUUAUACUUUAAAUGUCAUUUUCCACAUGUAGUUACAGAUUUUAACAAUUUCCCUUGUAAAAUAAAUUAAAUAAAGCAUUCAAGUGAAGCAAUAUUACAAUCACUGCAGGUUCUGUUUGAUUAUUUAGUGAGCAAAUCCUCCUGUGCCCAAAUAUAUCAGUGAACAUAAGAGCAACUCAGCAGUUCUUAGAUAUUGAUUUUGAUUUUCACUUCAAGAACAAAAUAAAACAUUUGCACUUCUUGGAGCUCCUUCUGACCGUAGGGGAAAGAAAGUUUCCACAAUUUAAGAUUUAAGAAGGGAAGUAGCUGCUAAUGAAAAUAUGCUUAAAGGUGACCUAUUAUGCUAUAGGUUUAUGGGCGACACAAAACAUGUUCAUAAAAUAUUUUUUUGCACAAA